CCCAUCUGUGGUUCGUGCUUGUGUGAAUGUCGCUGGAUUUGGAUGUGCAGUGAAGGUCAAAAAACAUACGCACUGUUAUUAUCCGGAAAAUCGCUGGUGUCAUGUGCGGCUGUGAAAAAGGCCCCCCUUUCGGUUGGGCAUACCAAUGUGGAACAUUCGCUAAUUAAAAUGAGGCCACACACUCCGGCUGGCAACGUUCUGAAUUCUCCGGAGGGGUGAAUGGAAAAACGUCCGGCUCCUUCUCAUUCGCUAAGUCUUGGCAAAUAAACCGGUCCCUAUCCCGUUGCGGGCCACAGUGUUGUCACCAGUAGUAACGGGCACUACGUGAUGACCGAAACGAAACCAUGCCGCAGCCGCCAGGCAGAAACAGAGACUGACAGUUAAGGGUGACCGUGCAAAGUGUUCAAUUAGCAGUAGUCCCUCUACCCUUUCGGAGUGUGUGUGUGUUCCAAGAAAGAAUAAUUAGCGACAACGUUUUCAAUUUCCCUUUUAAAUGAAAAUCACUGCAGUAGACGGAGGAAGCAUUGAAGCCUUCGUCCUCAGAAAUAGGCCGUUGAUGGAGGAAAAGAAAUCUCAAUCUUUAUUAGUCGUUACUUUGCGUGUUCUCGAGUCUCUGAGUUUCCCUUCCAAUAACCGUGGUUGAACAGAAGGACUGUAAUAUUAUAGGUAAUUUGUUUACUCAUGCUGUGAAAAUUCGUGCUGUGAAUGUACGUGGGUUUGUGCACGGUUCGGGACGAUUUCCUCGCGAGUGUCAUAAAAUCGCUAACGCAAUUUCCAAAUAAGUACUGUCGAAGACAUUAAUAAGGUUCAUAAAAAAUAUAAAAGUAAGAUGUACGUGUGAUCUCACGCUCCUGUUGCUCACCGUGGAAAAAGCAGAGAUAGAAUGCGGUGCUUCCAACGGGGUUGAACGAGAGGCGGUGUUAUGGUUUUUGAAGAUUAAAAUAAGGUGUACGUAAUACUGGAAGUCGGUAUGUAAUUUUCCGCGACAGUGAGUUCGGUUGGGAGUUUGUGAGAUAUCGUAGGUGCAGCACAAUCAUAAUGUACGUCGAGUACGGGGAACGAAGGAACAACGAACGUGACGCAAUGACGGAGAGUAACAAGUUUACGGUUUCACAUCUGCAACGUCAGAACCAGCAUCUACCACACCCUCUAGAAUCCAUCGAUCUACACAACUUUCCGGUGACGCAACGAAUACCCCAAUCCCUGUCCGGGAAACAUCCGAAACCGAAACCCUCCAACCUUGGCGACAAUCCUCCCAGCAUUCCGGGUGGCUACAACAACUACUACUCUUGCCACCAGCCGAAACCCGUUCCCAAACCGUUGGAUUACCACAGACAGCUGGUGGACAAUCAUCACACCAGUCCAGCUGGGAUACUCAAAAAUAACACCAAAACGAGCGGCCACUCCAAACGGCGCCCGUUGAUUUACGAACUGAAACAGUAUGAGUAUUACAACAACGGCACCUACAGCAGCAAGAAGCCUCCCCAACCUCAACCACCAAGUGUCAAGAACACCAACUGUGAGCUACAGCAGCACUACGGUAGUCACAACUACAACAUCAACUACAAUCUGAAUUUCACGAAAAAUCAAUACAACAUACUGAUAUCGCCACCAACGAGCACCGGUGCCCCCGGAUUGGGUCCAGGCCACGUGCCAUCAUACGACGAGAACAAUCAUUUCGACAGCCAUUAUCAGUACCAGCAUCAGAACAACGUAAGGAACUAUAAGAGCAACAAUACAACUAGCACUAGCGCCACCAAUCAUCCCUACAGCAACCACAAUCAGUAUCCGAGCAAUCAGAAUCAUUAUCACAACCAUCAUCAUCAUCAACAGCAGCAACAGCACCCGACCAAGUUCGCCUAUUCGGACGAAAAGCCCCCGCUGACGGUGGGAGACAUCGGUGGACUGACGGACAACGGCGGCAAGAUGCAGCGCGAGGAGAUUAUCAUCGAACACAGUCAGCUGGUUGGAGACGGAAGUGGACCAGGCGCUGUCAUACACCCCGCGGGGGGUCCUGCUGGACAGGACCCACGGACGGGACAGCAGCCACUACUACGCGGCGAUAAAGGUGGCAAACUAACGGCCAUCAACCGGUCGCAUCAUUUCACGCAGAUAAUCGCAGCCCUCGCCGUAUCAAUCGGCCCGUUGGCCGCCGGGCUGGGGAAAGGAUACUCAAGCCCGGCAAUUGCAAGCCUGCAGGAGUUGCAGAUCCGACAGCGGGGCAACUACACCGCCUUCUCCGUCAAUGACCAGCAAGCGAGCUGGAUUGCGAGUCUUUCCCUGCUAGGCGCUCUUUUCGGAGGAAUGUUCGGUGGUGUCGCAAUGCAGUACGGCCGGAAGCGAGUGCUGGCGUUGAUGGCCCUUCCGUUCUCGCUCUCGUGGAUUCUGACCGUGUUCGCCAAAUCGGUCGAGACGAUGUUUUUCACAGCCUUCGUCGGCGGCUUUUGCUGUGCCAUCGUGUCCACCGUCACGCAGGUCUACAUCAGCGAGAUUUCCUCGCCGGACAUCCGGGGUUUCCUGAGUGCAAUUCAGAAAAUUUCCGGCCAUCUAGGAAUGCUCAUAUCGUACAUGCUGGGUGCCUAUCUCGACUGGCGACAGCUGGCGAUGCUGGUUGCGAUGGCCCCCAUCAUGCUCUUCAUAUCUGUGAUCUACAUACCGGAAACGCCGAGCUUCUUAGUGUUAAGAGGUUGCGACGAUGAAGCUCAUCGCGCACUACAAUGGCUGCGGGGUCCACACAAAAACGUAGAAUUAGAACUUGACACAAUCCGUUCGAACGUGCGUACAUCGAGAAUCAACUUGCUGAAUCGAAUGUCGUCGCUGGCGACCACAACGACCACAAUGUCCAGCGCCGGUCAACAGUUACCCACUCAUCAACAAAAUCAGCAGCAACAGCAGCAGCGGCGGACAUUGACUCAGUUGCCCGAGAUUGUUCGCUCCUGGCAACUGCCCCGCGUUUCGUUCGACGCCAUCGUGGCCAACGUUAAGGCUGUGAUGCGUAACGCUCGUCUCGUUAAGCCCGUUUCCAUCACCUGUGGGCUCAUGAUUUUUCAACGUUUUACCGGGGCAAAUUCGUUCAAUUUCUACGCGGUGAGCAUCUUCAGUAAAACCUUCGCCGGCAUGAAUCCUCAUGGAGCAGCUAUCGCAGUCGGGUUCGUCCAGCUGCUGGCUUCGAUGCUGUCCGGACUGCUGAUUGACACGGUCGGGCGAAUACCGUUGCUCAUAGUGAGCAGUGUGUUUAUGUCGCUUGCUCUGGCCAGCUUCGGGUCGUUCGUUUACUACGGCCAAACGAACAAGAUGAUUGCGACCGCAAACUUCGAUCUGGAUGCGCCGGUCGGGAAUGACGAUUGGAUACCCCUGCUGUGUGUUUUGGUAUUCACGGUCGCCUUCUCGCUUGGUAUAUCACCGAUCUCGUGGCUUCUGGUGGGUGAGCUGUUCCCGCUGGAGUAUCGAGGAAUUGGAAGCUCCAUCGCCACCAGCUUCAGCUAUUUCUGUGCCUUCCUCGGUGUCAAGACAUUCAUGGAUUUCCAGGCUUGGUUCGGCCUGCACGGUACAUUCUGGUUGUACGCCUGCAUAUCCUGUGCCGGUCUGUUCUUCGUUAUCAUGGUCGUCCCGGAGACCAAAGGGCGUGAUUUGGAGGAAAUGGACCCGAAAUACGUACGAACGCUCACGAUAAAUCGAUGAGAUAUGGGAACGCACGUAGAGUACCUAGUAUAGUAUUUAAUGGGUUGCGGAGUUUCCCAAUUGUUUGCCUGUCCAUCCCCGCUAGCGAGAGUAGUCUUACUACUGGCCGCCGUCUUAUCGCAGUGUUACUUAAUUUGCUUAGUUUUAAGGUGCUUCCUAGAGAUAUUUAUAUGAAAAGAAUGCGCGCGAAGCAGAGAGUGUUUGAGUGGGUGUAAGAGCAGAACAUCGAACGAUGUAAAACAUUUCUAAAAUGUUCCUAAGUAAACGAAGUGGUAUAGUGUGGGUGAGGCUGCGAAAGUAGAACGAACAAAGUUGCUUAUAGUUUUUCUCCAUUUUAAAAUGAUGCGCGGUUCGGAGGAACGUCUGCAAUCAAGCGAAUGUAAAUAAACCACAACCUGGCCGUCACUUAAUCCGUACUGAGCUAAACUCAAUUAUCAAGUGGUACAACUAUUGACUGAAAGCAAAUUGUCAGGCUUGGUGGUUCAGAGCAAGCGAAAUCGAAUUAGAAAUCGCGUGAAUUGAUUUUUCUGUUUUAAGAUAUUAGUUUGUAACUGAUUAACUUCCAAGGACAACUCACUGUAAAUAUAGAUCCGUUAAACGCACAAAGGAGUAUUGAUAGAAGAAUAGUAAAGCUCGUAAACAUACACACACUCGAAAUCAUUGGUCGGAAUUGUCUGGUUGUGCUGGUUGCUUUUGGUAUAACUGAAUCGAGCAAAGCCACCUUUAUCGCCGAGGGGUCAGAACCCAUAAGCAUCGUAACUUUAGGUCAUGUACUUUGUUUUGAAUCUAAUGUACUAAUGUACUAAGUACUUUUUUUCAAAAAUCAUACAACAUGGAAUGAAAUUUCAUGAAAUAUAGCAUGCUGAAUCGAUAACCCGCUUUAAGUAUAAACACCAAAACAUUAGAGGCGAAUGAACUGCAAAGUUUAAAGCCUCUUAAAAAAAAGAAAGAAAGAAAGAACACCAAAACAUUGUCCGUACAGUGCAAAGAAUCCCGUGAAUCGAAUUCCUAAUACCAAAUCAAUAUGAAGAACCCAUUUUUAGGUUGUUGCUGAAGCGAUUUUUGGCCAUUCAUUCAUUGGAACCUCGUUCAGAUUGUGCUAAAUCGAAUGUUUCCGAAUUUUUCGCUGAAGAAAACGCACAUUUUCGGGGAUUGGAAAGGAUGUGGAAGCAUUGGCGUUAUAAAGCAGUCAUUGUUGCUUUGGAUCAUUAUUUAGAACAAAGUGAAAAUUCGACCCGAUACCCAAUACAGUCACAGUGACAUUGGCGCUGAACGCAGUCCAUAUCACGAUUAGCUGUCGACUGCAGAUGUUUCGGUCCCAAUUCAGUGCUUGGUGUGAGCCACGCUUGAACUAGUCCAGUAAAUCCAAAAGUAUUGAAUUUGCCCUCGUCCAUGGAUAUGGCAUUCUGCCAGAACUCUUCCGGCUCAAUCGUGUGUUAUUGGGCGUAUUCCAGUCGCUCUUUUAGUAGAUAUUAAUGGCUUCAUUCGCGCAACGCAUCAUCGAUACCUUUUAUCAUGGAAGACAUUCUAUACCAGUGCACAAUGGUUCAGGAGGUGCAUUCAAGUAGAAAUUAGCAUUCAGAGCUCGACAGUUAUUCUCUAGACAAAAAUUAAAACGACAAAGUUAUAACAUAUAAUAGAGCUCUCAUUUUUAUGUUAUCAAAAAUAGGGUGACCGAAAUUGUCGAUGAAAUAAAAAAUAUAACUUUAUAUCUUUAUAGAUAGAGGUCACCAUAGUUCAACAAUGUUGUAGUCCCAGUCAUUUGAGACAUCUUUGUAGAACAAAGUUUUUUUUUCUAUCUCUUGAAAUAACCGAUAUAGCGCCUUUUUUCUAAGUUGCGUUAGGGUCACCAUGAGAAAAACUGUUUUUUGCUUUAACAUUUAUACUUCAAAUUCUACAUACAAACUGUUUACUAAUACAAACAUUUUGCGAUGCAGAACUUGUCAUUAUCUCAACUUCACUCAACGUUAUUGAUAAUUCUUCCCAAAAAAUACGCUCUUUGCAAUUGAUUGUCAUUCAAACAUACACAAAGUUUAUUGGCGGCAUUUGAAAGAGCAUAGCUCACUCUACAUGUUGUUUUAUUUUCAAAACUAUGUAAUUUUUCGUGUUUGAGUAAAUUAAAAUUGAAAUUAUGAGUUUUUGGGUGAAAAACCAUCAAUAACUUUGAGUAGGAUUUAGGAAUUGACAAGUUCUGCAUCGCAAAAUGUUGGUCUUGAUGAGCUCUAAAAGUUGUACGAAGACAGCUUUGAUGUAGAAUUUGAAAUAUAAAAGUUAGAGCAAAUAGAACCCGCUUUUUCACCCUAAUACAACUUAGGAAAAAAGCGCUAAAUCGAUUAUAUUAAAAUAUAGAAUAGGGCUUUGUUCUACAAAGUUGUUGAAAAUAAUUGGGGCUACAACAUUUUCGAACUAUGUUUAUCUCUAUCUAUAAAAUUAUAUUUUUUAACAAAAUUAUAUUUUUUAUUUCAACAAUUUUGGUCAUCCUACUUUUGAUAACAUAAAAAUGAGCGCUCUAUCAUAUGUAACAACUUUGUCGAAGACAGUUUUUGUCUAAAGAAUAAAUAUUUGCCACAAAGUUGUUUUUAACUAAAUUGCAUUAGGGUAACCAUGAAAAAAAAACAAUUUUUUUGCUCUAACUUUUAUAUUUAAAAUUCUACAUCAAAAUUGUCUUCGUACCAAUUUUAGAGCUUAUCAAUACCAAUAUUUUGCGAUGCAGAAUUCGUCAAUAUCUUAAUCCUGCUCAAUGUUAUUGAUGGGUUUUAGCCCAAAAACUCAUGAUUUCAAUUUUAAUUUACUCAAAUACAAAAAAAAAUAAAAUAUCUUUGAAAAUCACAUAUUACAAAGAGUGAAAUUUGUUUUGUCAAAUUCCGUCAACAAACAUUUUUUAUGUAUGCCCCAGAAAGAAUGGCAAGAAAUUGAAGAGUGUUUUUUUUUUGGGAAGAAAUAUCAAUAACUUUGGGUGAAGUUGAGAUAUUGACAAGUUCUGCAUCGCAAAAUAUUUGUAUUAGUAUGUUCUAAAAGUCUUUCGAAGACAGUUUGUAUGUAUAAUUUGAAACAUAAAAGUUAGAGCAAGAAAACAGUUUUUUUCAUGGUGGCCCUAACGUAAUAGAAAAAAAACUUUGUUCUACAAAGAUGUUUCUAAUAACUGGGACUACAACAUUGUCGAACUAUAUUUACCUCUAUCUACAAAGAUAAGAAAGUUAUAUUUUUUAUUUCAUCGAUAAUUUUGGUCACCCUAUUUUUGAUAACAUAAAAAUGAGAGCUCUAUUAUAUGUUACAAAUUUGUCUAAGACAGUUUUUGUCUAAAGAAUAACUGUCGAGCUCUAAAUGCUAAUUUCCACUUAAAUACAUCUUCUGGACUAGUGCAGUGCAGUCUCCUGGAGUGCAGUGGUACUCAACCUUUCUUCAUUAGGGGCACGAACACGUGUUAGGCUUGGUGUCGCGGGCCGCAAAAAUAAUAAUGCAUAGUUCACAACGUGGCAUGCGCUGAACCGGGCCCAUAUCUGCCGUGAUCUCGCAAAGUGACGCAAGCGCCAAAAUUGACAUUUCACUUUUUAUGUUAGAGAAUACUUUUUAUUAUAAAGAAUACCAAAUCCUUUUAAACGACUGCAAAGUUUUACAGAAAUGUGAAAAAAUGACCCCGUAAAGCUUGAAAACGAAAUGGCGCAAGCGCCAUUACCACUGUGAUGUGGCGCAAGCGCAAUUGCCCUUAUGAUGUGACAUAAUUUGAUUGUGAUGCGAUGUGAUUUUCUGAUCUGUUCGGAUGGCAUAGAAUGAACGAGUAGGGACGGCAAAUUUCACAUAACAACAUGUUCCGUAAUGGACUUUUAGCCGAAUGAGAAUCACAUGCCUUCUUUCUUGUAAAAAAACACUUUUCCGAAAAACUCGUCAUGCCAAAUAUAUAAAUCAAAAACAGUCGAUCCCCGUGCAGUGCUACAUUUAUAACAGCAUUUUUGUUUUAGAACUACAAAUCAUGUACUUAGAAGCUCUUUUUGAAAGCCUCGUCAAAUAUUUAAAUUCAUGAAAUCUAACUCACCUUGAAAGAAAGAAAAACCUAGAUUGAAGCGUAUUGUUGUUCUCACAUAUUGCACAUAACGAUUGUAACUAAAUAGUUAAAACUCAUCAAUUCAAUUGUUGAUUACAAAGAUUUCUCAAUAGCGUCCUUUAUCUUCAGGUAUAAAAGGGACAAAGCUUCUUGACGAUGUUUACUUACCUCACCUGCUCAAUUUCUCUUUCGGAUGAAUUGAAGCUGAGUGUUGAACGCCAAUCGGUUGUGGAAACAGCGAUUAAAUUUGUUGUUUCCACAACAAACUGGCGUUGGUAACAUAGCUUUAAUAAAACAGUUUUAUUUUCAAAAAUCAAGCCGGUGGCAAUGUUUUUCCACAAUUUGUACAGAUCAGAUUUUCGUAAUGUACGCGUAUGCUGAUUAUACAUGUAAUUUUGCGAAAAGUCUCGUACUGAAAAUUCUUCCCUCUGUCGCUUGCAUCACUUUGCAAGAUUACGACAGAUAUAAGCUGAACUAAACAACAACCUCAUACGUUUUAAUGAAAAAAACAUCUUCUACUGGGUUCCUGAUUACUCCGGAAUUCUCGGAAACACAGCCACUGACAAACAAGCUGGCUCGGGGAGAAGUGAUGAACCUCAAUAUACAGUCAAUCGCAAAAUUGAGUUGAUGCUACUUUACGUUACUUUCCAUCUAUUUGGUAUAAAACACCUUUGUUACAAUAAUUAUUUUGAUGCAAAUUAAUUACUCACUCAUUCAACUAGUUAUACACGCAAUACAAUUUCGCGAAAAGUUAUUUGGUGAAUUAUUUAAUGAUGACAAAACAGGAUGCAUUGGUGCACAGGUAUAUCUGUGGUAUAACCGAAAGGUUGACGUAGGACUAUCCUUUAUUUAGUAAUCAUUUGUUUGAAGUUGAAUCUAAAUCCAUUCUGAAUGAAUGAAUAAAUGAAUAUUUAGAUGACUUCGAAAACGAGAUCCGUACGUUGGAGACACAAGGUUUAAUGCAUCCAACAUUGGAUACGAAAAUAUGCUACUGAUGGGGAAGAAUAAUCUUCAGAAGCUUUCCUGCUAAUUGCACUUGAUUGAAAAAUCACAAAACCAAAUGUAUUUGGUCGCAGUAUUAUAUGGAUAGAAAACAUUAAAAUUAACUCUUUCGCUUGAAUGUAAUUUUCAAUUCCAAGGGGAACUGGCAGAUUAGUGUUCAGCAACGAUGACAUCUUUCCGGAAUCUUCUCGAUGCUGGAUAACAACCAAACGAAAAGGGUUCCGCGCGUGUAUGUGUGUGUGUGGCGGCAACUCCGGUGCCUCAAGCGGAAACAAUUUUCGAUGCUGGUACUCUCCUGGUCGCCUUUUCAGUGGCAUCACUCUCCUCCUGAUAGAUUCCCUUCUGGCCUAAGGUGCACAAACAGGCUCUUGGUGACACCGUUCAUCAGCGCUUUCAUGAUGAACGAAGUUAGCUUCACCACAAUAGCGACAACAUGCUCUAAUCACUGUUCAAUUAUAACUGAGUGGAUUUCCGAGCGACGCUCCCUUAUAUACCGAUUUGGGAUUUCAAUAGCCUGUUUUCAAAGCAAUUUCAAGGCUAUUGAAACAAGUUUUUGGAUCAAAAAGUAACAAGUAAUGCGUAGACAUUUUAUCUUUCGAAUGAAGUGUUUAUCAUACCAUUUCGUUCAGUUGUUUAAGAGCUAUUAACGCUUAAAAUCUCGGUCUCCGGCGUAAUGCUUUCGUUUUCGAAACUUUGAUUUUACACCCCGGUAUAGAAAUGAAAAACGUAGUCCUACGUCAAAACCUCAAUUUGAGGCAUUACAAAAUUUAGUGAACACCUCAAAUUGCUUCAAACAAAUCAAACUUGUAUGUAAGAUCAUUGUCAAUCAGGAUACUUUUUUCGCCAAUGUGUAAUAUCAACACCAAACAACUGCUUGGACAGUGUUGGGUUUUAUUUUUUCUUGUUAUUUAAAAAAGUUUUUAUCAAAAUGGCAAGUAAGAGGAAAGAAACCGAUAUUGUUACACGUACUAUGACAACAAGUAGGACUUCUUCGACAAGUCGACAUUGCAACCACUCUACAAUAAAGAAAAUCAUAAACAAGUGGAAAUACGAAGAAAUCAUGGAAAAUCUCCCUAGUAAAGGACACAAACGGGUCCUGUUUUCCGAUGAUGAACGGAUAAUUGUGCGAACAUUUCGAAAGAACCCUGAAACAAACAAUCCUAAAUUGGCUACCGAAGUAGCCGGCAUCAUUGAACGUCCUGUCAGCUCAAACACCGUCCGGAGAGUAGCAUACAGGAAAAAUCUGAGAGGUCGUGUUGCCCGUAAAAAGUAUUUCAUCCCAAAGGUGAAUAUAAGGCAUAGGUAAACAGACCUAAGUAAUUCUGUAACAAGGUCUUUUAUACGGAUGAGACGAAAACCAAUCUUUUUGAAUCGGAUGGAUGUGGAGGAAACCAGGAUCGGUGCUCUAGAUUCAGCAUUUUGUUCCCACAGUAAAUCAUGGCGAAGACAGUCAGCUGAUGGAAGAUUUUUUGUUUGUUUUUUAAACAUGAAGUAGAAAUGUGACCAUUUUGAAUUAUUUUCUUAUCACUACGUAAGAGUAAAGGGGAUCGAUUUUACGAUGAAUAUAAGUUGCUUUCGAUUAUUUACUUUUACUCAAGAAUAAAAAACCAACACGGGGCACUCAUUUGUUGAGGGUUGUAUACCUUGUCAUCCAUCUGACAUCAUCCGUUGGAUGAAACAUCAGGUCCGCUUAAACUGGGAUAUAGCCUGUAGAAACAUUCAUCCCGCCCAUCUUCACAAAAUCAAAAACACCACUAUUCCAUAGUUUGAACGCAAUGUCCUGGAAAAAUGAUAAUGAAGAUGGUGAAGUUCCGAGCGACAUAGAAUGCGCUGCCGUAACUAUUUCUCAAAUCGUGACGUCACUAUUUGUGUUUAUAUUUGAUUGCCUGAUCCAUGUGAAAUUGCUAUUUUUAGUAAGUGUUUUAUCAAUAAAAACAUACAUUUUAUUGAAGUUCCGCGGAUCAUGAGUAUAAUGUGGACCUUGGACUUGGACUAUGCAAUACUUGCUCCAUUUGUCUUAUACACUUUCAUCCACUUUUUCUUUAAAUCCUUUCUUCCCUGUUAUCCGGAGCUCACCCUUCAUAAUCGCCCAGAAUUUUUCUAUUGGGCAAAGCUCUGGCGAGUUUGACGGAUUUGCCUUCUUCGGUACAAAUCAACAUCGUAUCACGUAAUGGCACAAUGCCAGAUCCGGUCGAAACAGAGUGUCACUUUCGUGGGACUGGAGGAAGGGCAGCAGGCGCUUCUGGAAGAAUUCUUAUUUAUAUAUUUGACCGUUGAUGGAGCCGUUCAUUAUGUACGACUUGCUGAAUUUGUCGCCUCAUAGUUCGCCUGCCACACCAAGUUCUAUCUGGGAAAUUUGUCGACCUUCUCCUUCCGGAACUUCUCCGGAACAUCCAGGUGGGACUUGCCGGCGAAAAACUCCAGGUCGGAUAUCUGCUUCACUUCCUCUUUAAUGUACGUCACGUCGUCCUUCAAGAUGCAUUUCGACUGCAUCAACCACUCGUGGUUAGCUAGGCUAGGCUAGGCGCCUUCUUUACAUUGAAGACAUGAGGUCCGGCCAGCUUCAUUGUCUGCAGACGAAAGAAUUACCCUUCUUGGCCAUGUCCCGAAUCGAAAGAUUCGGAUUGCGCUUGAAGUAAUCCCUCACCUACCUUGCCUUGACGGAGUCAGUCGUCUUCGCUUUUCUUCCGCUACCAGCUCACCGCUGGUCUCGUCUCGUCUGAGUCUCCAUUAUGGUGCCAAUGAAAAUGGUCAUUUCAAAUUCCAAAAAGUUACCCCGUAAAAAACUGUUCACCACCUCGAAAAAACACCCUAUGCAAAAUAUCAGCUCAAUCGGACUCGAGGGAGAGUGGUGCAAAGCGGUCAAAGUUUGAAUAGUUUUUGAAUAUCGAAAAAUCACCUAAUCAAUUAUCUCGAAUUUUUAUCAUAAAAAAAAAUGUUUUUUUUUUAGCACUUGGUCAUUUUUCCGCCUGAAAAAGCGAUUUUGACUAAAUUUUUUUUUGAGAUAACUGUAAAUCUCGACGUGUCAUGCAAUUUUAAGACAUUUGACAUCAAUUUUUUUUUUUAAAGCCCGAUUUCCGGUGAUUUUUCGGUUUUCAGAAAGCUGAAAUUUUAACGUCUGCGACACCAGUAAAUGAAGUCCGAAUGAGCUAAAAUUUUACAUAGGGUAUAUUAUCGUGCAAAUCAACCUUUUGCAGCAAGUUUCGAACGAAAAAUCGAGAUAACUAUUUUUAUUGGCACGCUAAACCAUAUUUUUCAUUUCGUAUUCCGAAAAAAAAACUGAGUCCCAGAGUGUCGGUUUUUGACAUAAAAUUUUUUUCGGGAUGACACUAUAUCUCGAUGUUUCAUGCAUUUUUAAGACAUGUGGCAUCAAUUUUUUUUUCUCGAAAACCCCGAUUUCCCUUCCUCGGGUGAUUUUUCGAUUUAAAAAAACUCAAACUUUGACCGCUUUGCACCACUCUCCCUUAAGUCCGAUUGAGCUGAAAUUUGGCAUAGGGUGUUUUUUCGAGGUGGUAAUAGGGUAACUUUUUGAAAUUUUAGGGUCGAUUUUUUCCCAUACAUUAAUUGACACCCUAGUCCCCAUGAACGAUUUUACCACACGGGACACGGUCGAAUGGUCUAUUUCCAACUGUUUUGCGAUCAACCUUUGGGACUUGUCUAGAUUUUCAACCACCACACUCAUAUUUUUUGUCGAAGCACUUCUUGCUUGGAAGCCAUCUCGAUAACCACUUGAGAUCGUGACGAAAUUUUACACAUGUAAACAUUACACUCUGAACUAGUUUUACUCAAAAGUUCAUCUAUUUUUAUCCAUGCAAUUAAAAAUUAUACACAAAAGAAAGUGUUUUUUUUCGAAUACAAUCUUUAUCUUGGUACUCAGAACAAUGUUACGUGAUUUGUUAUGUGUUAUUUGGCAGAGGAAUCUCAACUUAGUAUUGAUAAAGAAACAACCCAAGUGAUACUUAAAUGAGAAGGCAUAGCUCCCCGAGGAACGUUAGUGCCAUCGAAGAAGAUGUUCUACUUUGAAACAUUCAAUAAAGGGCGACACGAAAUUAUGGUAACACAACAAAUUUACUCUAAAUUCUCUUGUAUUUACCGCAUAAAAACCAAAUUCAUAUUGAAAUUUUCAAUGAAACCGGCCAAAAUUAUGGUUUUUCAUUGUACUGCUCCAAAAGCACAAACGAAAAAGUUUUUGGGGGCACUCCGUUUUGUAAAUUUAAUCAUUAAUAGUUAAUUUUCUAAUUAAAGCUUACUUUGGUUGCCACAGGAUAACCUGCCAAUAAAGUGUUUCGCUGGGAAGCUUGCUCUUUUUUCUUAAAACAAUCAUCCAAUUAGAAGUUAUCUUUUACGGUUCAAAACUCCUGUCCUGGUAUUUGUUGGAAGUCAGUGAAAUGCUGAACAUGCUGAAAUAUUGGAAUUUCAUAGGAUAUAUGCAAGGCCAUGGUACUCGCAAAGGAAUGACCUUUACGAUUUAAAUUUUUAAUAAUAGAGAUGGAAUCAUUACGAUGUCUAUGUCGACAAGUUAAUAGUAGCUAUGGUUCAUAAACCUCACACAAAACUAUGAUUCCUGUAGCUCACUAAAAACAAGGCCUUAAGCAUCUUACUAAUGCCAAGUAAAACAAUUACGAAGUGGAGGAAUCGUAGUGGAAUAUCCGUUUCCUAUGAGCAGCGUGCCAGACUGUAAAACAUUUUGUCUAUAAUUAAGGUGAGGAAAGGUCGUCUUUCACUAACUCAUCAUGAAACUUGGCGGCGAGGGAACAUAUUUGUAGAUCAGCAGAUCUGCAACUGACGACGAACAAGUGCAGUAUGAACUAUCGCAGAAAACGACUUUAAAUGAUCAGAUAUACCAAAAACAAACCAUUACAACAAUGAAAAAUGCAACAUUAUAAAUUAAAAAUAUCGCCUAUUUUCCUCGAAUCAAUAAGUAGAUGCCUAAAUGUGUCCAGCUGUGCUUAAGUAGUGUUUAAUUUGCUGAUGACGCUUGAAAAUAAAUCUCGUAAAGCAACCCCCCUUCCCGCAAAUCUACAAAAGCCCAUUAAAUACUAGACGGUACUCUCUCGUACGCGUGCAGUCGACAAAACGACGAAAAACAUAACAUAAUAAUUAUCAACCGAGUAGUUGAAACAUCUAGAUCAAUUAACAAACGAUGGGUCAGAUUAAACUUUUUCGACAAAUUGAAUACGAUUGAGUCCUUUCAUAGAGACAAUAAUUUAUAAAUAUAGAGAUAUAGUACACACCAGUGUAACCAGAUCGCAUUGUUUUAAGGCGCAAAAGCGAAGAAAAAUUAUUAGAAGAUAGCCGAUGUAUCAUAUCUGCAAGAAGAAAAUCGUUUUUAUAUACAACUAACAUUUAUACGAGAUGGGAAUCACUGUUAGCCAUUGAAACAAAGUAGAAUCAUGCAUAUAUAAAUAGUAACAGCGCUUAUGUACAGUUCAAUUAUUUAUUUCUAUAAAUAGGCCACAAUGGCACAUGUAGCGUGUAAGUUAUUUGGCUAUAGCAUAAACAACUAUUUUUACAAGCCAUGGUAGAAACUUAGUUUCAAGUUUCUGAGCUAAUCAACGUUUAGACACAAUGAGUGAGCAUUUUAUAUCAAAUCAAAAAACUGACAAGUUUGAGAUAGCGAAUAUAUAAAGAAGAAGAAAAACUACAAGAACUAAUGGCUCCACUUGAACUCCCGGCGCGGCCGCACCUAAUUUACGUAUAGGAGCUGAAUUCAAACGAAUACAAAACAAAAAAAACGAUGGUUUUAACCCGUAGUUCAACCUCACAUAUCGUGUACAGAAUUGGCACAGCCCUUCGAGUCAGCCGAAGAUGGUGGCACAACAUCGCCAAUCUUGUACAUACACACACUAUCCGACAAGUACAAAAUUUAACUUGUAUCAUUUUAGUCUGGAAAUAUCAACUCAUAUCCUUUUUAUCGAUAGGCAAAGUUUUCCACUCGAUUCCAUUUUCCUGAGAUAGCUAAAAUGCACGUAUCGAUACUUACAUACCUACACAGCACACUUCCUUGCGCGUAGCCCUAGUAGACUAUCAGUCGAUCUGAUAGAUGAAAGCGAGAAAAUAACGACAAUAUUAGAUGUGAAUCAGAAGGGAAAAGAUUACGAUCAACACUGUCGUAUCAUGACAAUAACUAGCGUCUAGCAUUAUUCCUAAGUCACCGAUAGAAUUGUAUUAUACCGAGGCAAUGUACAAUAACACAAAGAUGGAUUGUACUUCAACGCGAAAAUAAAAAUAGAACAGAAAUUACGAUAGAGAAAACAGUAGUGACUUUUUUACAAUUUAGGGUAAUGUACUAUAAUAAUGGAAUUAAAAACGAGUAACGAGAAAGUCGUUCGAACGCUUUAACAUUGCUAGGUUAUUUUUGCUAGAAACAAGUAAACGUUCAUCUUUAGCUUUGCUAAAACCAAUUGAGCCAACUCUCAGAUUGAGAUUGUAUUGAAGUGUAUAACAAAAUCACGUAUGCGCAUAAACUAUAGCUACUAAAUAAGACGAACGAAAGCAAAAAAAAAAACAAAAUCAAGUUUCCAAGAUUCUAAUUUUCAUCUCAACUACUAAAUAUCUAAAUACGGAUGCGAUGCAGCAGCAGCGAGUUCUUGUUAAUCUUUUCUAGAUUUUAUUCCAAAAUAAAGAAUUAAUUAUGAACCAGUUUUAAACAACAACAAAAAUCAUUAGAAGUUACACAGUAUUUUCCGCCAAUUAGCAGCUUUUUGAGCAAGAACGAAAUACUUAUUGGGAGAAAAAAAAAUCUCAACUAUACCGAAAGGGAGGAAGAAACUAUUCAUCUCUGUGAAGUUAUUACUGUGAAAUACAGUAAUAAAUCAACGAUUCAAUAAAAUUUUAGUUUUGCUAUAUGGUAAUUUUCGUCGCGAGAGGAUACUUUUGACACUUUUUGAAACAUUUUUUCUUACUUUAUAUCUGCUGACAAAUUCUUCCUGAAGUAUGACAUGUUCCUAAACAUUGUACCCUGUACCCUGCUUAAAAAUUCCCUUGAAAAUUGUCCAGUAACGUUCGAUUGGUCGCAGCUAGGGACAAACCGCUGGAUUGAUGUUUUUUCGUCGUACUUUUGCCAUUGCUAUCGGAAACAUACUUGUUGGAAUUUUUCUCGGUUGUUUUCAUAGAUUUAUUUAUUAGGUCCUCCUCCGUUUUCGCCACUAAAUUGUUAGAGUAGACCGUCCGCUUCAGGCUUGCCCAAAAUUUCUUGAUGAGAUGCAGCUAGGGGACGUUCGGAGGGUUGAUGGAUUUCGGAACAACGGGCCCUAUUAUGUAAAUCGAGUCGAUAAGAAUCGACCAUCUCUAUCACUAUUACAUCGAGCAAAAUUUCGUCUUUUAUAAAUCCAGAUAAUUCUAUUUAGUCUAGUUCUUGCUAGAACUUUAUCUAGAACGUAAUCUUCCCGUUCACCGCAAGUUCCGAACGGAAGAAGAGCGGCUUUUACAUCCCCUUUUCGCUGAUGGUUAGCCACAGAAGCGCCUUCUUUGGGAACUUGGUGUAGGAGACGUACUUCUCGUCGGAACUUACCUACUUGGUGGGGGACGUAAAAGUGCUGAUUCCCUGACAGUCGUUGCCAUCCAGUAUUAAUUACGUCUCGUCGUCAAUGACGACUGCGAUACUCCGCUUCGUCGGAAAAAUUUCAUUCUCCAUCUCUUUCAGCUAUUGUUUAUAGUUCACAGCUUGCUGUUCCGACAUGACCGGUCUUGAAUUACGUUUCCGCAUGAUGAUUUCUAUCUCCGCUAGAUAUUUCCUCAAUGUCUGGCUCGUUGCUCCGACCUCCCGGCUCAAAUCCUGGAAUAAUGUAGCCACCUUUCACUUCGUCUUCUGCUUUAGUUUUAGCUGUAGUUUACGAUAACGUUGCAUCGGCAAUAAUUCCAAUGCAAGAUACUGGACUAUUGGUCGCACGACCCCUGAAGAAUUGGGCAACAAGAAGUGGUUUGGUGUAAGGGAUUACUCAUUGCUGGAGCUUGAGCUUGGGUAGACAGUACACUUCGUAGUUGCUCUCCGUGAUUGACCUGAACCAGUCUUGCUAGUGGUCACCAUCGCAUGACUAUUCAUGAAGACGUAUGUGCUGUGUCAUUAAUGAACAUAAUAAAAUUGACAGUCAAACGCCCGUCGAACUAAAAAUGUCAUAUGACAUUUUGACUUAUUUUCGUCUGAUUCAUUAGAUAUUUAUAGUCCUGUAAUUAAACAACAGUGUUUACGGGGAACGCUCACCGCUUAGAACGAUCGUUCAACACUUUCGCACUUGAUAGGGCAGAGUUUGACGGUUGCUGUAAUAUAAGCAAUCCGUCCAAAUACCAUCCAUCGUGUGUGAGUGAGGAGGUGAAUGUUUGUGUGCAGCUACGCUUGAAAGCAGAAUGAAAAGAGAAAACGAAUGCAUACCACUGUAGUUUUAAUGUCAUUUGACAUAAAAUUUGUCAUUUGACAUUAAAAUUACAGGCCAAUUAGCCAGAAUUAAAGGAUGGUUAUGACCACAAUAUUCCCAACAUGAAAGCCAGGCAGUCCCUCACACCUAGCGGUGAACCUGGGACAUACGAAUACGACGUGUUCCGGUGUUUCCACCACAUCGUCACACUCCGAACAGAGUGGCGAACGUACGUACCCGAACCGAUGUGAAUAUUGCCUGAAGUAGACAUGUCCUGACAGGAGCUGCGUGAAGCCAAAAUUUGUCUCCCCGUGCUUCCUGUUCAAUCAGAUCGAUAGUACCGGUAUGAGCCUAUACGAUAACUGCCCUCUAGCUUCCUAAAAGUCUGCGCAGGUACCCAGGAACCGAUUCGAUUCGACGGGCGUCACUGGACUGGAUCUUCACCAUCACGACACGGCCCGCAUCUCGGCACAACUUCUUCAAACAGUUCAAUUUGAUCAGUCUAGCUGGUCUAGCUCCUCGGUACAUCGUACUAUGAUCCUCUCUGUCAACCGUUUUCUGCUCGUUGGACGCGUCUUCUGAGACUUCACAUGCUCUCACCAGUAAUUCUGUUAACUUUUCCGCGUUCCAGUUUGGAACGUCACCACCUUCAUCCCAUACUGAACGAGAAAGUUCGAUCACACUGUAUGGAAUGUCAUAAUUAGUCCUAAGUUCCAUGUAUCAUUGUAAUGGCAUUAGUAUCUGGUUGCGGUAAUUUAAAAGGUUCCACCUUACACCGCAAUGAUCAAUAUACUAAAAUAAAAAUAAAUAAUAAAUGAUCUGUCCGUCACCCAUCUGUCCGUCACCCAUCUGUCCGUCACCCAUCUGCCGUUAUCACGAGUUGCUCGAUACGGCUCAGCUAUGAAUGUAACGUCGCAUUUUUUGUCUGCUGUUGACUGACCCAAAUAGUUGCUGAGUUGAGUUGCAAUGAUUGAGAUUGAUCUGGAUUAUCUUCAUUACUGCGAAUCUGCAACGCCUUCUUGUACGAGGGAAAUUUGAAGCCUCUUGUCGUAUGGUCACUAUCGUUCUCUGUUUCACAGAGCAUGCAUCUCAGUUGCUUCGUGCAGUCUCUCUCCACAUACAACCUUCCCCGCCACAUUUCCUACACAGAUCAGAUCUGUCGGAGCCUGUGCAAAUACUUGCCAGAUGUCCGAAGCCCAUCCGCUUGAUCACCCGAGGCACAAUCUUCAGCAAUCACACCUACUAUCUUACCCGGAUCAUUUUAAUCCUUCCUCUUCCUUUUGCCCGAUCGUGAGUUCCGGGAGACCUUCGGCGUCUCCUGUAUCUCAAUGGUCCCUAUCCUCGACGAGUGCCUUUUCAGCAACCUCUGUUCUUAGCUGCAGCUCCUUUUGCUCGCGUUCAGCAAACAUAACGGCGGAUCUGAUACUCGUCACUAGCUGUUUGAUUUUCAAAUAAACGUUUCUAUUCUUUACGAAACCAUAAAACUCGUCCACCUUCUUUCUGACGUCCGUGAUGUUGGACCUCCAAAGUAGUAGCCCUUCUUAGGAUGUAGUCAGCGUGGAUACCUGGCUUUGUACAUAGCCAAGAUCUACCUGGAGUGCUUGCUGCUCUUCUUGUGGUUUUGUUAUGCUGGUACUCGUUGAGGCCUCUCGUGGUGACUUUUGUGACAGGUGACUUUUGCAUUCUUCCGCUUCUCGUUAACACAUUUUCCUCUCCUUCGUUUGUUAGGGCGAUUUUUGUAAUUAUCCAAGUUUUUAGGCCCCCGCUUCGGGCAGCUAUUUCCAUUCGUUGUACAUAAUCACUUGUUGUGACCCCGUGGUUAUCUUUGCAAGCAGUGAAGCCUUUCUAUGGCCCCCUUCACGGAGACCGUGAUCAGAGCCGAAUCAGCGUUAGUAAGGAAUGUGGCAUUUGAGCCUAGUACCUAGUGCUGAGCCUAGACGAGCUUCGAACGUACCCGGAGGCCUGCCAAAGUUUCACCGGGUCGAUCAAAAUUAGCUUCAAGUAGCGUCAAAUGAACACUCAAAAUAUUACCUAACGAAUUUCAAGCACGAGACAGCAGUUGUGCUGCCAACAAAUGUUUUCCGGAUUGCUUCGAUACGAUCUGUUAUUGUGAACACUUUUAUUCGUUACGUAAGCACUGGCCGAUUAGCGAUUUUUACAUACCUUCUACUCCAUUGCUUUUAUUUGAAUUUAUUAGCUUUUAGUGAUGAUGGAUUUUAAGAUUUAAAAAAUUCAAAAUGUCUAAUAUAUGAGAUAAAUAUACAUUUCUGGUAGAAAACUAUAGAACACUGAAGUGUCGAAAGUAUCCUUGCUCGACGAAGUAUCCCCAUACGACGGCACCAUAAUUUAUAGUUGUUGAUAACCAAAAACAAAUACUAAUGUUCGUUUCUGUUUUAGCUAAUAAAAAUCGAUCCGAAAUGUAACUUCCGAUCAUAUUUUGAUUGUGAAUCAAAAUAAUUCAUAUUCAAACAAUUUAUCUUCCUAAUCCCGUGCCUUUAUACUUAAUUAAUGAAAAAAAACUUUUGUUCAUUUUGACAAUGUCAAUCGUUGCAAACUAAGUUUAUCCAAUCUCCAAGCCUAACGAUGGACCACGUCCAAGUCGAAUACACACACAAGAAAAAAAAUCAUAUAAAUUUGGUUCCAAUAUAAAAACCGUAUUCUAAAUAAUUUUAAAGUAAACCAACUGAGUAGAGACAUAAAGAAAGCAUAACAUAAACAAAAUAGAAAAACACCUAAUUCACUGAAAACUCCAAAACAAAUGUAGCUUUAAAUGUGGACAAUAAAAUGAUAGCCAUUUUGAUUACUAACCGAUCAAACUACAUACACAUAUAUGAUGAAAUGAAAAAAAAACACAAACACAUGUUGAAGUGAACUAAACAGAAACAUAGUAGUGAUGAUAGAAACAAAACGAACUAAAUCUAGAGAAACCUUUAUAACCUGGAAUAACGCCGAGUGUCAAUUAAGUUGUUGAAACGUUGAAAAAAAUUGUUUAAUAUUUAUCUAUUCUAUUUUCUAAAGAACCGAAACAGUUUCAGUUCUAGAUGCGGUUGGUUAACUUAGAGAAAGAGAACAAGUGUAAACAUAUAUGGAAAAAAUUGUAGAUAAUAUAUCGAGCUAGUUUCGUUCCGAACGGAUUGUUCCAUUUAAAAAUAACUCAUUUGCUUGGCAAAAGUUCAACUUUUAAAGAAAAAACAAAUAUAAAAAAAGCAUUUAGUGGAGGGACAUGAAGCCGUUUCGACCACAUUUGUAAGAUUAAACUAGAGAGAAGAAUAAAUCUAUUUGCAGAAA
Molecule: messenger RNA, 20367 nt
Organism: Toxorhynchites rutilus septentrionalis
Lineage: Eukaryota; Metazoa; Arthropoda; Insecta; Diptera; Culicidae
Product: facilitated trehalose transporter Tret1-2 homolog
Exons: 8
Coding region: 1039-3681 (880 amino acids)
Biological process (GO): carbohydrate transport; transmembrane transport
Cellular component (GO): membrane
Molecular function (GO): sugar transmembrane transporter activity
Source: RefSeq, a predicted model, not a curated record